GACAAUCAAACCACGUGAAUCUGCUAGAAAACAUGAAGAUAAAUGAUAACACUUUACUGGAGGGACAAAACGUCCUGCUGGUUCCUUACAACAGCGAGCACGUCCCCAGGUACCACGAGUGGAUGAAGUCUCCAGAGCUGCAGCAGCUGACAGCGUCAGAGCCGCUGACCCUGGAACAGGAGUACGACAUGCAGAGGAGCUGGAGGGAAGACGACGACAAGUGCACGUUCAUCAUUUUGGAUAAGCAGCGGUGGGCAGACCCCAGUGUUGCCGAGGAGCAGUGCAUGAUGGGAGAUGUGAACAUCUUCCUGACCGACCCCACAGAGCCAUCCCUGGCCGAGCUGGAGGUCAUGAUAGCAGAGCCACGUUACAGAGGCAAGGGCAUCGGGAAGGAGGUGACGCGGAUGAUGAUGUCCUACGGACUCCAGAAACUCGGGAUCAAAAAGUUUCAAGCAAAGAUCGGUCUGGACAACCAGGUCAGCGUCUCCAUGUUCAAGAAGCUUCACUUCGAGGAGGUGUCGGUGUGCAGCGUGUUCAGGGAGGUCACCCUGGAGCUGACGGUGAACGAGUCCAUCCGGCUGAAGCUGCAGGAGCACGUGGCCCACGUGAACGAGGGAGACUACAGAGAGACCUGCAGCCGCAGACAGGAGCUGUUGUCACAGAGAGGUGCCGCUCCGAGCCGCCCGACCACAUCUACAGACUCGCCGCAGUGAAGCUGGUCAGUCCGUCCUCGGGAUUUUCCUAUUUUUGAAAGCUUAAAGCUUCACCACAUGGACUAGUGGACAGUUCACUAACGGUUUAGUGAAAGAAUGAGACUCAGAUUCAAGCGGCUGAAGUGAGUUUCCUCCGUGGUUGUAGCUGGACUCCUCCUCAGGCACGGUGUGAACAGUUCAGGCAUCCGGGAGACACUUACUGCUCCUCCACGUCAGAAGGAGCCGGAUGAGGCGGACGCCUCCCCCGGGACGUGUUUCAAGCAUCAGGACGCCCCGGG
Molecule: messenger RNA, 991 nt
Organism: Cololabis saira (Pacific saury)
Lineage: Eukaryota; Metazoa; Chordata; Actinopteri; Beloniformes; Belonidae
Gene: nat9
Product: N-acetyltransferase 9 (GCN5-related, putative)
Exons: 6
Coding region: 33-713 (226 amino acids)
Biological process (GO): protein acetylation
Molecular function (GO): N-acetyltransferase activity
Source: RefSeq, a predicted model, not a curated record